Messenger RNA from Quercus lobata, 1002 nucleotides. RefSeq names its product glycine-rich cell wall structural protein 1.8-like. The record is from RefSeq and is a predicted model, not a curated record. Bases 36 to 818 code for a protein of 260 amino acids. NCBI's taxonomy places the organism in Eukaryota, Viridiplantae, Streptophyta, Magnoliopsida, Fagales, Fagaceae. The transcript has a single exon.
AGCUUGUGGGAUUAUUCCAACAUUGAUAUUUUCCCAUGGCGAUUCAGAAAGUGUUUAGUGUUGUUUUCUUUGCUCUGUUGGGCUUAGGUAUUUGUUCUGCAACUCGAGCCCUUCUUACCCUUGAAAAUGGAAAUGUGCAUGUUGGCUAUGGCACUGUUGUUCAUGGAGCUGUAGGAGAACACGGGUUUACUGGUGCUGGCUAUGGAGGUGGUGCAGGGAGUGGAGAAGGUGGUGGAGCAGGAUAUGGAGGUGCGGGUGGACUUGGUGGUGGUGGUGGCGGUGGAAGUGGAAGUGGAGGUGGAGGUGGAAGUGGGGCAGCUGGUGGUGCUGCUGGAUAUGGAAGUGGUGGUGGGGAAGGAGGUGGUGCUGGAUAUGGUGAAGGUGGAGAGCAUGGGGCUGGAUACGGUGGUGGAGGUGGUGGAGGAAGUGGUGGUGGUGGUGGUGCUGGAUAUGGUGCAGGAGGAGAACAUGGUGCUGGUUAUGGAAGCGGUGAAGGAGGAGGUGCUGGUAGCGGCUAUGGUGCUGGAGGAGCAAGUGGUGGUGGAUAUGGUGGAGGAGGUGGCGGUGGGAGUGGCGGGGGCGGUGGAGCAGGUUAUGGUGCAGGAGGAGCAAGUGGAGGUGGGUAUGGCAGUGGUGAAGGAGCUGGAGGAGGUGCUGGUGGUGGAGCUGCUGGUGGUCAUGGUGGAGGUGGUGGAGGUGGCGCUGGUUCUGGCGGCGGCGGUGGCGGUGCCUAUGGUGCAGGAGGUGCACAUGGGGGUGGAUACGGAGGAGGCAGUGGGAGUGGAGAGGGUGGUGGCCAUGGUGGCUACGCCCCUUAAAAUUUCUUCUCUAUAUCAGAAUGCGUCUCUUACUCUAAUAUGAACCCAAAAAAAAAUAAUAAUAAUAAGAUUAGCAUGGGUAAGAUGAUAGCUUAUAAUUCAUAAGUAUUGUAUGAAUGCCGGAUUAAUGCUCUCAAGAAGCUGUAUUUAAUUAUUAUGACUAAUGAAUAUGCAUUCUUCUUUU